AUGGAUCAUGUCUCCCAUUUAGCCCCCCGCCAGAUCUGGGCGAACCCGACAACGACCACAACGAGGUCUUAUGCGCCAGGCUGUACGCCUGUCGUCUUACCCAGUGAUGGCGUCGUAUAUCUCAACAAAUCAUUCGCUAUUACACUUAGUGAGAAUGCCGUCUUCGAGCCUAUCUGCACGGGCUCUCCUACCGAUGAAGUCCACGUCUCCGCCGUCCUCGAUACCCGCGACCCUUUCUACUCCUCCAUUACGCCACAACUAUACGCCAUCGGCUGUGCGACCGUUGUCAGCUACCUCCUCGUCAUAAUUCUCCUCAUCACCCCACGCACAUUCUACGUUGGCGGCCCAGGUGGCGGUGCCAAUUUCCUCGGACGUCAUGGCAUGAUCAGCGGGUCGUACAGCGGAAACUCAUCGGUAGUCGGCGUCGGUGGACGGCCAUGGCUACAGAAAGUCGCCGCAAUACUCGUGGCAAUAUCAUUGACUAUCGCAACGGUUGAUUCCUUCAAAGUCGCGGAGCGCCAGUACAACUAUGGGUUUUCCGACGCCGAGGCGCUUUCCGAGGAGGUGAUCGACGGCCUGGAAAUCCGAGUCGUGCGCGUGAUCUCUAGUACAUUCCUAUGGCUUGCGCAGGUGCAGACGCUGAUUAGAUUGUUCCCGCGACAUAAGGAAAAAGUGAUGAUCAAAUGGGCUGGGUUUGCGUUGAUUGUGCUGGAUACGACGUUCAGUAUAUUGGAGAAUUUCUGGGUAAGGAGUUCAUCGACUCGGCCCAGACUAUACGAUGAUGCGAUUCCUGCCCUGAGCUACUUGUUUGAGUUGUCGCUCAAUCUGCUUUAUGCUGCUUGGGUCAUUUUCUACUCGAUCUCUAAGCAUCGGUACGCUUUCUUUCACCCAAAGAUGCGCAACAUAUGCUUGGUGGCUCUUUUGUCGUUAUGUGCGAUUUUGAUACCAGUGGUUUUCUUUGUUCUGGAUAUUGCCAGACCGGAAAUUGCUGGUUGGGGUACUUAUAUUCGAUGGGUAGGAUCCGCCGCAGCCAGUGUGGUUGUAUGGGAGUGGGUGGAACGCAUUGAAGCGCUGGAAAGAGAUGAGACCAAAGACGGUAUUUUGGGAAGAGAAGUGUUUGACGGCGACGAAAUGCUCGAGGUCACUCCGUCCGAAGAAGUUGACUGGCCGCGUUAUCAGUCACAGGGCAAUGGCCGAGGUGGCGGUAAUGGUGCAUCAUCUGGUUGGGGCGGCGUUAUGGGCUUGGCCCAUCGCCCUCUACGAGCCAGGGCGGUAUUACCCCGUGUUAACCGCAACAGAGGCGCUGGAGCCCCGGCAUACCACCAGGCCACAGCCACAGCACCGCGGGGUCCAAACAACAACCGCCCAACACCUCCUCCGGCGGCUAUCACACCGGUCAGCCGCGCUGAUACCACCAGUGCAGCGAGUACAGUGUACAAUGUCAGGUACCAUCCAGUUGCUAGCCCUACACCCCCAGUCGCCAUGCCUCACAUGGAAGAAGAAGAGGAACUAGUGGAAGAUAAAGAAUUGGAGGAAGGAGAAGAGCAAAACCCAGAGACGAAUGCGAGCCGUCUCUCUGCUCAAAACACCCGAGAACAGUCGCCACAGAUUGUCCAGGCUGAUCCCCGAUGGCAUGCUCUCCUCUUUCCCUUCAAAAGGCGACGUGCUUCUCUGCCCAAGGAAGUGGCAUCUGCACAAGCGGGCGAAGAGCCAUCGGAGCACAGGCCAUCCGUUGCAACAGGGGAAGAUGGAGAGACAGAAGCAAAUAAUGCCCGGUCUCGAUCCGACCAUUUCUUUUCCAUCCGCAAACCAGGGUCGCAAAACAACGACGGCCCAUUACCAGUUACUGUCAUUCCAGCGCGCCGACGCGGCCAACAUACAUGGUCUCCAGAGAAUCGACUGCUGGGGGAAAAUCGGCCAGCAGGAGAAAGUCGGCCAGUUGAGCAGUCUGCACAUCACGCAACACCUUCCAGUCGACCCGGUCUACCAGUCCGAGUCAUCCCUUCCCAGCCUCACGCAUCCGCUCCGUGGACAGACGCAGAUGUGGAGCGAGGAGGCGGAGAUUACGUUCUACACUAUGACCCCGAAACUGCCGCGCUGGUCGAUGAGGAUGUUAGCCACGGGACUCAAAACCAGACUGUCACAGAAUACGACCAACGAAGUUGGACAGAUUCCACGAUCUCCGAAGAAAGGAACAAUGUAUCAGAGCAGAACGAGCAAUUCCAUGCUGCACCCCAAACUCCACAUUCUGCGGGGCAUGGGCCUUCCAAUCAGCAUGGCAGCUCAUAA
Messenger RNA from Penicillium soppii, 2289 nucleotides. RefSeq names its product PalH/RIM21 family protein. The transcript has 2 exons. The record is from RefSeq and is a predicted model, not a curated record. Gene Ontology annotation, cellular component: plasma membrane. Lineage: Eukaryota; Fungi; Ascomycota; Eurotiomycetes; Eurotiales; Aspergillaceae. Gene Ontology annotation, biological process: cellular response to pH. Bases 1 to 2289 code for a protein of 762 amino acids.